UAUAACUUUGUAAUAAAUUAACGGUUUAUUAUUAAGUUUUAAGUGCAUGUAUCCAAAUUUCAGCAAAACGAUGAUGACGACGAUGCUGCUGCUGGUUAUGAUGGUGGUGGUCUUAUUCAUUUCAAUGUUUAGCUUAUGUCGUUUAUUGAACUAAAGUGCAUUCAAAUACAUUAGUACACUUAAGUUUUUGAGUAAAUUAAAACCAAAUUUUCGUGCAUGUCCCUUUGCACCCUUUUGUAUGUUUUUAUCAACAUAUGAUUAAUUUUAACAAUACCAUGAUAAUGUUAUUAAGAAAUUGGUAUCAUUCGCACAUGAAAAUGUUCAUUAUGUGUCAUGAUUUUAUCGUACUAGUUUAUUGCAGAUAAGUCAACUAUCCCGCCCAUUCUAAUUCAAUGACAAUAAACCUGUAGACAGACUGUACGUUAACGUCGUAAUCUAAUCGAUGCCGUCUUACUUACGUCGCAAUGUUUAGCAGAAUCAGCAGAGAUGUCAAUGGGUUUACAAUCGGUGGUGAAAUAUGGGAGGAGCAGUCGGCAUAUUUAGCGUCAACACCAUUAAUAAACACCAUGACACCUAGGCAUGAAAUGCACAAACUCAUGUACUGUAUGUGUCAGACUUACAAUAACAAUAAUGCAACUGACUGUGAUACUUACACUGAUUAAAUGAAACCGUGUCCACUUGGCGUUUCAGUGAUAUCUAGAAAGCUUGAUUUAACAGAACAGAAUAGAACGGAACGGAACGGAACAGAACAGAACAGAACAGAACAGAACAGAACAGAACAUUUAUUUAGUGUUUACUUGAGCAUAUACAGUUCAUCGUUGUUACAAUAACAUAGGCAUGGUAUGGCAGUAACAUUUAAAUGAGAGGGUGCAAUAUACUUAUCAAAAAUGUUUCCAAUCCUCGCAACCUUAUAAAGCCUUUGGAGAUACAAGCGUUUAGUAGAAAUGUUUCGUGUAAAAGGGUCGAACACUCUAUCAUUUAAUGCCUGCAAUGCCUGCAAUCCGUGGUCAAUGUUUUGCAAGGUAUGGUACGAAUGUAAUCAGCAGCGAUGAGGAUGAUAUAUGGAACUAUACAUCACAGAAACGAUUGUCACAGCCAAGAAAAGAUUCACGCAGAAAGAAAAAAGUUAAAACCGAAACAGUUAUUAAACAUGAAAAUGAUGGAAAACCAAAUCUCAAAGCAGUAACCAAACGACGGAAAAGCAAGCAGAAAUCAGGAGGCAGCAUAGCAAGCUCACACAAGUUAGAUGGCAACGUUGCAGCAAAAAUUAAAGCAGAGAGGACACCUAGUAGAAAGAGUUCGGACCAGGAUCGGUCAGGGCGGUGUCCAGUGUGCCAGAUGCCAUUCACAGCCCUUUCGCUGGUAGAGACACCCAGGUGGCACGUUGAUGAUUGUCAGCUCACAUUUCUCUCAACUGAAAAAAAUGAUAACAAUGCUGUGGAAUGUCCACAGGGGACAGAGUGUGGUUCUACUAUUGCAAGCCAUUACAAAAGAUUUAAACACACAGAGCUGGCCAGGUCUCUCCGUAAAAGCCAGUCCGAGGCUACCAGCUCAAGAGGAAAUGUUGAUUCCGCCAAGGUGAAACUAAACUUUGACAGUUGUAAUCAGCUGUUUUUACCAGGAGCGUCAGCUGAUUGUGCAAUCACUCUGGACAUGACCAGUCCACUAUCUAGUUCACAAAGGUCAGGUGAUAUGUUGAUAGAUGAUAACCAUAAUGGUCUCAUAGAAUCUGACCAGGACAUGUUUAAAGAGGGUUUAGAUGAAGAAGUCAAUGAUAAAGCCAUCAGUAAAUGCAAGAUGAGUGUUGUAGGUGAAGUGAUACACAAAUCAAACAAACCAGAUGCAAAGGGUGACAGUCUUUCUACUGGUAGUAUUUGUGCAAGCAGUCAAAACUGUCAAGAGUCCCAUGUGCCAAAAAAAAAUGCUGGAAAUAUAGAAAUGGAGAGUUAUGAAUCUUACAGCAUUAGCUCUCAAUCAGAUGAUGAAGGUUAUGAGGAAUUUGUUGAAGAAUCUGAAACAAAAGUUUCUGAGAAGGAAACAGGAGUUUCAGAGAAAAGCGUGUGCAAUAAGAACGAUAUAAUGAAGCAAAUGUUUGACAGUGAUAGCCAGUCUAAAGAUGCUGCUGAAAAUCGGCAUUUUAUUUUCAAUGAAAAUAAGGAAUUCAUUGCUUCCAAAUUGACUGACCAUGCAAAUACAAGUAACAGUUUAGAUAUAGAUGUAAAGCUGGAAGAUGCAGGUAGUGUUUCUAUUAAUUCCCAAAGCUUUAUCAGAAAAGUGCAGGUUGAUGAACUGAUUGUAGUAAGCAGUUGUGACAGCAUAGAUGACAUUAAUGAUCUUGAUGAAUCCAAAACACUUACCCAAAUGCUGCUAGAAUCAGAAGAUGAACAACAUGAUAUUGCCAAAGAACCUGUUAAGCAUUCAGAGGAAGAAAUACAGAAUUAUGAACCUAGCAGUGCUAUAAAGAGUCUAAGUGAGGACUCAGACAGUGACGAUUUGGACAUCUUAAAAAACACGCUAACUCAGUCAAGUUUUCUUUAUAGUAAGAUCCAACAAACUGAUGGACAGUCUUCAAAGAAGAGUAAAGGGAAAGAUGAUCCCAUUCCUUUAAGUUAUACUGUGACUGUCUCUGAAAGAGCUGCUGAUGAAGAAGCCAGAUGUGUUGAUGAAAUAAAUGUGGUGGAAAAUGCAAAUGGUUUUUCUGAAGAGAACGAUUAUUUAAAUGAAAAUGAUAAUCAGUAUAAUAAGAAGAGUGAAGAAAAUGAAUCUACAACAGAUUCUGAUAUUGGCUUUUUUGCAAAGAAAAUGUGUAAGCCUUUGCCAACAGAUAGUGAUACUAAUGAUGUUAAUGCAGUAAAACCUGAUGGGAUCAGUGCAAGCAAACAGUGUGAUCUUGGGGAAAGUACAAGUAACCAUACUGUGAUAGAUACUGACAUGUAUUCCAACAUUAAAUCCAAGUCUUCGAAGACAACUCAUAAGCCUAGAACUAAUAACAUUUGUACUAGAAAAGCUGAUGAAUCUGAAAAGAAAUCAAUUAGCAAAGCUAGUGCUGAAAAUGUGAAUAGAUCUCGAAAACGAAAAGGAGAAACAAAACAUUCUCGAACUGUUAAAACUGAAAAGAGGAGUAAGGUAAAAAGAAAGUUAGAUAAUCACAAUCAGAAAGACAUAUUGUCUUUUUUUAUGAAUGUUAAAAAGGAGGAUAUAACUAUAAUUUCGGAGAGCAGUAGUGGUGAAGAUACUGGAUUGUUUAAUGGUAAAACUAACUGUUGUAGUAAGUGUCUAAAUGACAGAAAAGGACCGGUGAUGAAAAAUAUUGACCAGGACAGCCCAUGUUCAUGCAGUCAAGAACUCCACCAAUCUGUGAUGGAUAAAUCAGUGUCAGGACAGGGUAACAAGGCAGUUGGUAUUACAAAUAAUGAUGAAUUAGACGAACACACAUUUAUUCCAUUGCGGUCUUCAUGUAAAACACCAACAGUUUUUACAGAUGACAGCUCAAUGUGUAGUGGCAACUCUUUGGAUAAACAGAAAAGAAGGCCUGAAAGUAGUCCUUCCAGGCAAAAUUCUAGGUCUCCAGCAUCCAAUUUGCAUGAAAUCAGUUGCUCAAGGCAAAGUUCUAAAUCUCCAGCAUCAACUUCACAUGAAAGUGGUCGCUCAACCCAAAGAUCUAAUUCUCCGGCAUUGCAUUGGCCGGAAAGUGCCAAUUCGAGGCAAAGUUCUAAAACUCCCGAGUUUGAAAUUGGAAACUUUUGUACUGUAUCACAAACUACUUACAGGAAAUUACAACUGAAUAGCACUUUAUCACAGAAUACAUUUGCCAGACUUGAUGGUGGUUUUAUACCAGACGAUAAUGAUGGUGAAAUAAAUGAUGAUGCUAUGACAGAAGUGAUUACCUCUGAUGAAAUUGCUGGGGACACUGCUGGUGAAUCAGAAUAUUCUUCAAGUGAGCAAAAUCCAAGUGCCUUACUGAACUACAUAACUGGGAAGGUUUCUGUAAUAACGAAAAAUGCGGCGGACAUUUUAAUGGCCAGCAGUAAAUUCCUGUAUGGUCAAGGAGCUAGUUCACAGUCAGCCCAGAAUGCAAAAACAGUUAACGAGGUUUUAAUGAAAACAGCUAGAAAGCUUCCAAAGUUGACUGUUGGACAAGACAAUGGCCAAAAACCUAGUGCUGGUUCCCGAAAAGGAUGGAAACAAAAGCAGGGGCAUGGCAAUUCUGAAUCUGGUGAUCAGCAUCGGAGAGUUCUUCAGUGUCCAUUCUAUAAGAAAAUACCUGGCACUAGUUUUACCGUGGAUGCGUUCAGGUAUGGGCUGGUGUCAGGCUGUCGGGUCUACUUUCUUUCCCAUUUCCAUUAUGAUCACUACGCUGGCCUGACAAAAAAGUUCACUGGGAAUAUCUAUUGUAGUAAGGUGACAGGUAACCUGGUUGCUAGGAAGCUGGGGGUGGACAGAAGGUAUAUCCAUACACUGGACAUGCAUGUUCCCACGGUGAUAGAGGGCACAGAGGUCACACUGCUGGAGGCCAACCAUUGCCCCGGUGCUGCUCUGAUACUCUUCAAAUUGAAGGAGAGAAAGGUGUACCUCCACACAGGGGAUUUCCGUGCCUGCAGGGAAAUGGAGAGCUACCCUGAAUUACAAAAUCUCCGCGUCAGUAGUCUCUACCUAGACACAACCUACUGCGAUCCUCAGUACUUGUUUCCACCGCAGAGUGACGUGAUACAGUUCACAGUGAAGCUUGCAAGGGAAGUAGUGCACCAAAAUCCCAAGACCCUGGUGGUUUGUGGAUCCUACACCAUCGGGAAGGAGAGAAUCUUUGUUGCAAUCGCCGAGGCUCUGGAUUGUCGUAUCUGUGUGACAUCUGACAAGAAGACUGUCCUGGACUGCCUAGAGGAUGUGGAGUUGUCCCGACGGAGCGUUGUAGGCUGGACCCAUUCAAGACUCCAUGUUUUACCCAUGAAUAAACUCAAAUAUCAGGGGUUGAAAGAUCACCUGAGGCAACAUGGCCGCUCAUACGAUAGGGUCCUUGCCUUUGAGCCUACAGGCUGGACGCACAGCAAGAAGAAGAUUGCCCUAGAAGACAUCAAACCAAAAUUCAACAAAGAUGGAAUAACUCUCUAUGGUGUACCAUACAGUGAACACAGCAGCUAUUUGGAGAUGAAGAGGUUUGUGCAGUAUGUGCGACCAGACAAGAUUCUGCCCACCGUCAAUAAUGGCAACGUGCACAGUCGGCGGAAUAUGGAGGUCAUCUUUCAAGCUUGGCGGGAAGAAAGUGUUGAUUUGUAGUGUGUGCAAGUUCGUUUUGGACAAAACACAUUAGCAAUGAUUAGGUGUAUGAAAGGGAGUCAGAUAAUCAAAAUAUAGUGAUUGACUUUUUUCACGCAGUUUCUCUACAUGAAGCAGUAUGUUCCUGACAAUUUUCUAAAGUGAGUUAGUGAAAAAAUAGAAUGAACUGCAGCUGUUAAAGACUGCACCUCAAUUAGCUCGUUUCAGGAUAAAAAAACAACGCCUGUAUGAUAUGGAAUUCUCUGGAAGGUGUGCUGUAUUUACACUAUUAAAUAUAAAAGAUGUUAUUGAUGUUCAUUCAAUAUAGAGUUAAUACGAAUUUGUAAAAGGAAUGUACUAUCUUAGUGUCGUUUCAGGAGUUUGGUCAAAGCCAAACUGUGAUGAUAACAUAUAAUUAUUGGUAAUUGAAGUUGUUUUCAUAAUAUGUUCAAGCUGAUAAUUGUAUUUAUAAAAGGGGAGGAUGAUUUAGCCAAAACAAUACCUUCAUUUUGCUAAAAACUGAUAAAUAAACCUCUAUAAAAGUGAGAUGAAUCAGCUGAAAAAUGAAUUAAUGAUAUUUAUUAAUUUUAUUGCAUAUGAACAAGUUUGCGUCACACAUUCAAAUGCAAAUAUUUCAGCAUAUAUAUAUUUACAAAAUGGUCGGGCCACAAGUUAUUACAACGCCCUCCAUGUUUUGUCAGACUAAUAUCAACAAAGAACUGGUAUAACAAAUUAUAAGUUAUCACUAUGAUAAACCUGUUUCGUUUAGAACAUUCUGGUGUAAACUAAGUACUGUGAAUUAAUUUGUAUUCGUGGGCUUGAAAUUUUGUGGUUUUUCAAAAAAAGACUAUUUCGUGGGUGGAGUACUUAAAUUUGUGUAUUCUCAAAAAGAUUUUUCAACCAAUAGGAAUUGUAACUAGCAUUUUGACCAGUCUGCAGAAAAAGUUGACUUAAAUAUGAGGGUAACAUAUUGUUUUUCUCCUUAUAAACCAAAAUUUUUAAUUGAGAACUUUCCCGCCAACUCCAUUCUGUUUAAUUUAAGCUGAAAAUUGAAUGUUUUGUAGAGAAGACAUGUUCAUUGUUUUAUAUUAUUUUCACAGACUAUGGUGUAUAGUUUCAAUGACUGUUUUCCAUAAUUGAUUAACAUGUAUUAUUUUGGAACGAAAUGGCAUUUGUAGUAACAAUGUUGCAUUUUUGGUAUUUAUGUGUUCUUUUGAUUUACAUUGUAAAAUAGUGGUUUGUAAGUUAAUCUUGUUGUUACUUUUACACCAUGCAGCAUACUAACAGUUAGUCAAGAUUAUCAUGUAAAAACAUGUUAUUUGCUCAAGUCAAGAACAGUAUUUUAUAUAAUCUCUCAUAAAAAGCUACAAAUGAUACAGUUUUAACACAACAAGAACAAGUUGUAAAAUGAAACUGGUAAAACAGGUGUUUAACUUACAUGUAUGAAAAGUUCUUUGCACCACAUGCAUAGAUUAGGUGUAUAUUUUUCUCCCGAACAGGUACUUUUUAUGAAAUAUACACUGUCUCUUAGGAUGAUGUGGCCCAAAUGUGAUGAGUUUCUAAGCAUCGCAGUCUAAUAGAUUUGAUUUGACUGGAGCAUUAUGAGUAAAGAAGAGUUUAAGAAACAGUGUGUUUCUUUUCAAGGUGAAAUAUUGGUUAUAACAAUGGUAUUUGUAAGUAAGCAUUCGCAGCUAUCAACAUUCUUAAGAACAGACAGCAAACUUAUGCCUUUGUUUGUUUUUAUACCCCAACAAACAAAGUUACACAAGGUAUAUUGGAGUUGCAACAAGUUAAGCCAAUAUGAUUUAUGCUUGUUAGCUGUCCAUUACUUGACAAAAGAUAUCAUUAUAUCAUUAGUAAAUGUGCUAGUAGACAAAACAUUUUUGUUGGAAUUGUUUUUAUCAAGCACAAAUGACAAUGUUACAUGAUGGUGCUACUGGUACAGUGUUCUACUGUUCUCAUGCUGUGUUAUGUUGUUAUACAAUGUUACAUUAGUAUAUGAAUCUGAAUAUUAGUUUUGAAGGAAGCAAAUGUUACAUUAGUAUAUGAAUCUGAAUAUUAGUUUUGAAGGAAGCAAAUGUUACAUUAGUAUAUGAAUCUGAAUAUUAGUUUUGAAGGAAGCAAAUGUUACAUUAGUAUAUGAAUCUGAAUAUUAGUUUUGAAGGAAGCAAAUGUUACAUUAGUAUAUGAAUCUGAAUAUUAGAUUUGAAGGAAGCAAAUGUUACAUUAGUAUAUGAAUCUGAAUAUUAGAUUUGAAGGAAGCAAAUGUUACAUUAGUAUAUGAAUCUGAAUAUUAGAUUUGAAGGAAGCAAAUGUUACAUUAGUAUAUGAAUCUGAAUAUUAGAUUUGAAGGAAGCAUGCAUGUUCAUUCCUUGAUAAUGUAUUGUACUUUAUAACUUACAUGUGCUUGUAUAUUAAGCAUGUAUCUUCAUAGAAUUUUUGUUCCUGGAGCGGUAUUCAUAAAACAUGUUAAGUCAUUACGUAACUUCAGUCAUUUUCUUAUGUUAAGUAUCUUACUUACCAUAUGAUAAAUUCACUUCAUAAAAUCUUAAAUACUUUAUUUUCAUCGAUUUGAUUAAAAAUACAUACCUUUAUGUAAAUAAACAUUUAUACUUUAAUUUUAAUUUGACUACAAAUUUUUCAUAAAUUGGCUUUAGUUAAGAAAUAACUUAAGAAGUUUAAUGAAUACCGCUCCAGGCUUAAGUGUAAAUGUAAAUGAAACAAAGUACAAAAACAUACAGUUAAAAUUAUCUCAGCAACAUGAGUAUUAUACAUAAUGAUAAUGUAUGUUUUGUUUACAUGUAUAUUCAUACUUUUAAAGUAUUUUAAAGAUAUUUGUACAUACCAUUUACACUAUAUGUUUUUUAACUCUACUGGCCAAAGGUAUAAAAAAAAUGCUAUUGUGUAAACAAUUGGUUGUGAACACGAUACAGUCUUCAUUUUUGAUUGUAUCUCGAUGAAACUUGUACAGUAUUUAGAUAUCCAUUAGAGCUCGGUUCCUUUCGGAAACCAGCCAGAUCAGCCCAUGCAUGCCUGGAUUAUGGGUCUUGAAAGUAUAAAAAAUGCUAUUUUAAGUUAAGUCUAUUUUUAGCCAAGUCUACAUGAGCGAAGUCUAUUUUUAGCCAAGUUUACACAAUUGCUUGUGAAGGUUUGUUCAAAUUAUGCCCCCCCCCCCCCCCCCACACCCACGAAGAUUGUCCCGCAAGGGACCAGUGCGGCAAAUGCAAACAACCUCUGCGACAUUGACGAAGGCCCAGGGAAGAGUUCUCUUAUCUUUGUAAGGGACUCCCCCCCCCCCCCCCCCUUGAAUUGGGAAAUGUUAAAAACCUUUUUGUCUGAAACCACUUUGCAAAUCCUUGCUAUUUUGAACAAGGCUUUAUUUUGUGGUCCACUACCAUGGUUGUUCAAAUUAUGCCCCUUGGGUCAAAUCUUGCACUGCCCUGGGUGUCACUAUUUUCCUAGAGACUUAUUUAAGAAAUGUUUUUAAAAUCUUCUUGUUUCACCCAUACCUUUGUUUUUUGUUGUGGAGCAUCAUAUGAUGCAAUUGAAAACAUUUGAAAUAAUGCCCCUUGGGCAAAAGCUGGCCCCACCCCUUUUGACUUACUUAUUAAUUUUUAAAGCUACAGUAAUGAAAUUUUGACCAUGUGAACAGUUUUGCAAACAAGCAUUAAUGUUGUCCUCGGAUGUCCUUGACUUUUACCUUUGAGCGACUUUUUAUUUUUAAAGCUACAGAAAUCAAAUUUUGACGAUGGGUACAGUUUUGAAAGCAAAUAUUUUUUACCCUCAGAUUACCUUUAUUUGUCACAUAUUAAAAUAGUUCAUGCGACUAAUCUGCUUACAACACCUCCUGUCCUCAGAUGUUUAACGUGCAGCGUUUUCAGCUAACCCUAUAUUUGUUGCCUAUUACUCAAACGUACAUGCUCUGGAUUGAAAAUGACCACAAGAGCCAUGCCAGUAGAGCAUAGGCCCUUUUGGGCCUCUUGUUUAGUUUGAAUAGUUGUUAGAGAAAGCUCUGCUUCUGCCAGCACAUGUGCUAAUCAUAACUAUCAUAACAUGCCAUAUUAAGGUGAAUAUCACAUCUAAGUCAUCCUUAUAAAUUUACAAGACAGAACAGUGUUAAUGAAUCUAUAGACAAAAACUAACAGCUCAGAAUGUUUAAAGUUAAGCGUUGUCCUCAAGACUGGAUACUCAAUGCCUUCUAUGGGGAAAUCUGUGGACAUCAUAGAUUAGAAAUUGAUGUGAUGAUACUGGUGGAAUAUAGCACCAUGUCAGUAUUUAAAUGCUAGACAGAUUUUCUCAUUCUUAUUUUAUCUCUGUAUUUAUACUACAGUUUUAGUUUCAAUUUCAUACUUGUCAUUUUAAUGGUGUAGGGUAUAUAUGUUUAUAAUGUAUAACAAUUUAUAUCAUGUAAUGAUAUUGAAUCUUGAAUAUUAAUGCCAGAUAUGUCAGUGGUAAAAAAUAACCCUGCACUGGUGAAAUACCAACUCAUAUACGGCUUGUUCAUACUCUGGAUAAUGUAAUCUGAGUUUCUGAGACUCGAGUUUCUGACUCAGGCUCAGAAAACUGAAUUCUUAAAAGUUUCAAAAUAUCUAUACCCUGUAAUAUUAAUAAUUUUGAUAAAAGAUGUGCGCCUGAUAAGAUGUGUGCCUGAUAAGAUGUGCGCCUGAUAAGAUGUGUGCCUGAUAAGAUGUGUGCCUGAUAAGAUGUGUGCCUGAUAAGAUGUGCGCCUGAUAAGAUGUGCGCCUGAUAAGAUGUGUGCCUGAUAAGAUGUGUGCCUGAUAAGAUGUGUGCCUGAUAAGAUGUGUGCCUGAUAAGAUGUGUGCCUGAUAAGAUGUGCGCCUGAUAAGAUGUGUGCCUGAUAAGAUGUGUGCCUGAUAAGAUGUGUGCCUGAUAAGAUGUGUGCCUGAUAAGAUGUGUGCCUGAUAAGAUGUGUGCCUGAUAAGAUGUGUGCCUGAUAAGAUGUGCGCCUGAUAAGAUGUGUGCCUGAUAAGAUGUGUGCCUGAUAAGAUGUGUGCCUGAUAAGAUGUGUGCCUGAUAAGAUGUGUGCCUGAUAAGAUGUGCGCCUGAUAAGAUGUGUGCCUGAUUGUAGAACAGGUUAUUUGUAAUAGAUACAGCACGUUUGACCAUUUUUGCUCUUGUUAUAGCAAUUUUACAACUAAAAUAAAAUUUUGCUUUUCUGAGCUUGAGUUCGAAACUGAAUACAGGCCCAAGGCUAGUUAAAGACUUUGAUGCCAGGCUUGUUUAUUCAAAAAUCUAAUUUUGAUGUCUGAUAUGUAAUGUAUGCUCAAGGCAUGAUAUUUUGUUGGGAAGGACUCAGGUGUUAAAACAGGUCUGAUUUUGUGUGAUCACAAAAAGCAUAAGCAAGGCAGAAGCAAUAUCAGGUUAAGCAUAUAAGGUUAACAUACUCCUAUAAUUUCAUGACACCUGUAUAGCAUUAUGUACUCCAGAGCUUGCGCCUUUGUGUGACAACAAAUAAACAUUUAAGAGGGCACUAAACCAGGCAGCAUAUUUUAUUGGUGGAAUUAUUGUUUCCAAUUAUAUGGCGGAGUUGCCUUUAUAAAUAUCACAAUACCCCAUAAAAGUGUGUUCAAGUUUUUUUAAGAAAUUUAUACAUGUAUAUAUAUAUAUAUAUUUAUAUUUGCAUUUUCACAUUUGAUUAUAUAUGUAUACUUAUUUUGUGUGUAACACUUGAACAUUGAUGGAUACAGUAGAGAGUUAGGCAGCAUAUAUUUAUUUGUGGAAACUAUAUUGUGGUUUAUGCAAAAUGUACAGCAACCCUUUACGGUUAUGUUGCUAUGGCCAGAACAAACUGACAUUUUUUCAUAUCAACCGACAUUUUUUUCAGAUAAUUCUGAAUAAAACCGCUUUUGUUUUUUCAAAAUAUAUGAGUAAAAGAAUCACAAUUUUGCUUCAUAUAAUGCUAAAAUGUCAUUUUGUUUCUCUAAUGAUUUUGGGAUUACAUCAAUUAUUAAAAAUCAUACUUUAUUAAGGGCUCUUCCUUAAAUUUCUCGAGACUGGGAAAGUAUUUAAGAUCUUCAUUCUAAAUACAAUUUGUAAUAAAUAUAUCGGAAAAUCUAAUUUCUAUCUUGUCUUCAAUCCAUUUUUAACAAGUUCAUCGAUCAAAAAAUGAAAUGAAGUCACCCUAUCACAUAAUAUGGCAUUAUAAAAACAUUAUGCAACCACACAAGUGUUUUUAGAAUUGUUUGCAUUUUCUCUGUGUUAUCAUUUACUUGUUCUUGUUGAUAAAAAGGAAAUUUAUUUGCACAAAUAAAACUGUA
Molecule: messenger RNA, 11531 nt
Organism: Mya arenaria
Lineage: Eukaryota; Metazoa; Mollusca; Bivalvia; Myida; Myidae
Product: DNA cross-link repair 1A protein-like
Exons: 14
Coding region: 982-5274 (1430 amino acids)
Biological process (GO): double-strand break repair via nonhomologous end joining; protection from non-homologous end joining at telomere; interstrand cross-link repair
Molecular function (GO): 5'-3' DNA exonuclease activity; damaged DNA binding
Source: RefSeq, a predicted model, not a curated record